Molecule: messenger RNA, 351 nt
Organism: Cotesia congregata
Lineage: Eukaryota; Metazoa; Arthropoda; Insecta; Hymenoptera; Braconidae
Source: the annotation of a GenBank genome assembly
AUGAGGCGUGGGCUGUUGGUCAUGGGGUCUCCCGACAGCGGAAAGUCUAAUUUAUGCCAUCUUAUCCACCAACUCACGAGCGAAAGAAGCUCUGAAUUCAAAGUUGCCAAUUUGGAUCCAGCGGCUGAAUUCUGUCCAUACUCACCAUUUAUGAACGUUAGAGAGCUCAUUACGCUUGAAAGCCUAAUGGAAGACGGAGAAUUAAAAAUGGGACCGAAUUCAGGACUAAUCCACUGCAUGGAAUAUUUGGUAAAAAAUUCAGCAUGGUUUAUUGAGCAAUUAGGCUCAGAUGAAGACGAUUUUAUUGUGUUGGAUUUGCCCGGGCAGUUGGAACUCUCCACUCAUCUUUAA